AUGCAUCAAUCAUGUCCGAAAGAUGAUUUUUCACUUUCGAUUACAGAGUUGAUGGUGGAUGCAACUACCGGAUAUAAAGUCUUAUCUUUCAUAGACAGAUUUUUUAGAUACAACCAGAUACAGAUAAAUCCAAAAGAUGAGGAGCUCACAUCAUUUUGUACUCUUAAAGGCAUAUAUUGCUACAAAGUUAUGCCUUUUGGAUUAAAAAAUGCGGGGACAACCUACCAGCGAGCAAUGCAAAAGAUUUUCGAUGACAUGUUGUAUAAAAUCGUGGAAUGUUAUGUAGAUGAUCUUGUUGUUAAAACAAAGCGACGUGGCGAUCAUUUACAAGAUUUACGCGAUGUUUUCAAAAGACUUCAAAGACAUCAACUGAAGAUGAAUUCAUUAAAAUAUGCAUUUAGCAUCACCUCUAAAAAAUUUCUCGAGCCAAGAAAUGUACGUGAGUUGAAGAGUCUCCAAGGAAAAUUUGCAUACAUUCAAAGAUUUAUCUCUAACAUUACCGGAAGAUGUCAUCCAUUCAAUAAAUUGGUGAAAAAGGAUGUAUCGUUUGAAUGGGAUGACGCUUGUCAAAAUGCUUUCCAAAGCAUUAAGCAGUAUUUUUCUCGUCCACCGGUACUCACAGCUCCAGUCCUAGGGAAGCCACUAACUCUUUAUAUAACAGCACAAGAAUAUUCUCUAGGAGCACUUCUUAUCCAAGUCAACAAUGAAGGAAAAGAAAAUGUACUUUAUUACUUGAGCCGAACAGUGAUAGGCUCUGAAAUGAAGUCGAUUCUUUCUGUAAGGAUUGGAAAAUGGGCACUACUAUCGUCUGAGCUCGAUAUCAAAUUCAUCCCACAAAAGGCCAUUAAGGGAUACGAUUUGACAGAUUUCUUUGCUGACCACUCAAUUCCAAUGGAAUGGAAACUUCAAGAAGACCUUCCCGACGAAGAAGUUAUUUUUGUCGAAGUCAUACCUUCAUGGAGGCUAUACUUCGACGGGGUAGCCCAAAGUUAUGGUGCCAGAGCAGGAGUAGUCUUUGUCACUCCCCAUGAUCUUGUUAUGCCCUACUCUUUUAUCUUAAUGGAGAAAUCUGAGUAUGAAGUCCUUAAUUUAGACCUGAAGCCAUAUCAUGAAUAUAUAUCAAUGCUUAUGAGACGAUUUGAUUUGGUAAAAAUCAAAUUCGUCCCGAGAAGUGAAAACAGGGAAGCUAAUACCUUAGUUAAUUGGGAUGCUAUUUUAGCUAGGUCGGAUAAAGAUUUCUCUCACUCCACAUCAAUUGCUCAAAGAUGGGUGUUUCCGUCGUUGCUACCCAGUAAUUUGGAAGAAAACAAUAGUAUCGAAGUACUUGAAGAUGAAGAAAGAGAAGAUUGGAGACAACCAAUAAUCGAUUUCCUUCAACAUAAAAAACUACCAGAUAAUCCACGUAAUGAUGAAGCAACACAGGUCGUGGAAGAAGCCCACUCUGGAAUUUGUGGUGCCCAUCAGUUUGGACCCAAACUCCAUUUUGGAAUAAAGAGGAUGUGGUAUUACUGGCCAACUAUGGUACAAAACUCCAUGGAUUAUGUAAGAAAAUACGAAGCUUGCCAAGUCCAUGCAAAUUUCAUCCAUCAACCUCCAGAACCAUUACAUUUGACAGUUGCUUCAUGGCCAUUUGAUGCAUGGGGUCUUGAUAUAAUUAGACCUAUAACUCCAAAGUUUUCAACAGGGUAUACAUACGUCCUCACCGGGACUGACGACUUCUCUAAGUGGGCUGAAGCCGUGCCAUUGAAGGAAGUAAAGAAAGAAAAUGACGCAAAUUUCUUUCACAUCCAAAUCAUUUAUUGA
Messenger RNA from Olea europaea var. sylvestris, 1803 nucleotides. RefSeq lists its product as uncharacterized. Bases 1 to 1803 code for a protein of 600 amino acids. Gene Ontology annotation, molecular function: nucleic acid binding. NCBI's taxonomy places the organism in Eukaryota, Viridiplantae, Streptophyta, Magnoliopsida, Lamiales, Oleaceae. The record is from RefSeq and is a predicted model, not a curated record. The transcript has 5 exons.